AUGCAGAUAGAACCAUCUGAAAUCGAGUCUAAAGAGAGACAGAUAUUGGUGGGGGGUGUGCACUGUAGUACUUGGAGCUCCUUCAGAGACGCUCGAGGCACCUUUGGUUCCAAAGUUACGUUAGAUAUAAGAUACAAUCUCGAAGAAAAGACGAACAGUGUCACCCAAAUCGGAUCCAGAAAAAUUGCGGGAAGAUCCGUGUGGAAAACCUCGUCGCUAUUGGAAAGUCAAUAUUACAUCUAUAUCGACCAAAAGAUAACUUACAACUGUCCGGAAUCCUCAGAAUACAUAAGAAACAACCUCCCAACUCUAUUUUGGGCCUUGGAUGUUGCCUCUAGGUUCGAGCUUUCCAUUUCAGCAUCAUGGAGAUUUGUAGCAGAGGCGGCCUUUUCCUGUUCUUCCAAUUUAUACGUGCCGCAAACAAAGUGUCGCGAGUAUCGUGGUGAUGGGCAGAACUCAACGGAGUCUGCGGGAUAG
Messenger RNA from Acaulospora colombiana, 477 nucleotides. The record is from the annotation of a GenBank genome assembly. Lineage: Eukaryota; Fungi; Glomeromycota; Glomeromycetes; Diversisporales; Acaulosporaceae.